Molecule: messenger RNA, 1926 nt
Organism: Dichomitus squalens LYAD-421 SS1
Lineage: Eukaryota; Fungi; Basidiomycota; Agaricomycetes; Polyporales; Polyporaceae
Exons: 2
Coding region: 1-1926 (641 amino acids)
Source: RefSeq, a predicted model, not a curated record
AUGUCUUUCCCUGUACCAACGCGAGCACUGUUAAACCCGAAGUUCGACGGAUACAAGUUCUCGCCGCUGGAUUACAAUGAGGUCACUUCGCACUAUCCUCUAGAGCACAAGGUUUCGCAAACCAACGUGUCCGGACGUACCCCUCUCUCCUUCGAGGAGGUACAAAGCCGCGUUACUCACAACCACCUUGCCAUUUGCGGUCAAACCAGGCGAGCCGCAUACGUUGACGCGGAGCUUAGGGUGAUUGGAAUCGAUGUGGACGAGGCUACACUUCGACCUGCCUUUCGAAUACUCUACGAGCUACCAAGGCCCGUUCAAUCUUCUGCUGUCGAGUCUCUCCAGCGGGAGUACCCUUCUGCAGCAUUUGUGGACGCGGCGUCCCUAUUUGUCGCCGAUGGACAUGGCUCACUUUACGCUCUGCGUGUUGCAGAUAGUGGACCCGCGGAGUUGCUGGCCACGUAUGAGCUCACCAUCCCCGAAGCCUACGAAUCCUCACAGACCUCGGUCCCCUUCCGGCUGCACCAGGCCAUUAACCCCGACGGCCUACGCGCCGCCCUAGUCCUGUCGUCGAAGCACUACCCCAAGACCGGCCAGCCAGUCACAAGUACCUCAAAGCCGCCCCAGGUCAAGUUUGACCUAUGGGGUGUGCAGAUCCCCCUCCCCCUUGCGCAAUCUCCACAAACGCAAGCGCUCCAGAUCGUCUGGCACCGACGCGGAGCCGACGUUCCGGCGUACAUUGCAUACGACUCUUCGCGCAAAUCCUUCCUCUUCGUCGGCAGUUCCGUCUAUCUCCCGGCAGCCGUCGCUUCCUCGCCGCCAUACGAGCCCUCCCCAGAGGAGCUCGCACCGAUUCCCCGUGCAGGCGAGAAUCUUGACGGCCCGACAGACGAGAACCGAUCUAGGCCCCCUCCUCCCUAUUCGUGGACACAAACGUCGGACUCGGUGACAGUGGCGAUCCCGCUUCCCGCAGACACUCCGACAGAGCACAUCAAAGUCGCGUUCUCUCCGCGCACGCUCACCGUUCUUGUCGAGGGGCCCACCUCGCCCACAUCGACGGAUGUCCCAGUCGUAGUGCCCCGCUUUACGCUCAAGCCGCUGUGGGACGGGAUCCACCCCGGUACAUCGCUCUGGACGUUCGAUCGCGCCGCCGAGAGCAAGUACGGUAUCUUGGCUCUCCACCUCGACAAGCAGAACGAGGGCACCCGCUGGUCGCAGGUCUUCGCCGCUGCCGGGACCGGACAGGGCGAGGAGGAGGUCCCCGAGACGCUUGACCCGACGGAGCUAUACAACAUCCGCGAGGCGCUGGAGAAGUACACGGCUGCGCUCCAGAGCGGCACGGACGCUAGCGGGCUGGGAUUGGGGACGGGCGUGCCGAGUCUUGCGGAGGGAGAACGGGACGACGAGGUCGACCUGUCCGUCGGGAAGUCCGUGUGCGUCACAUGGGUUGGCGUUGAUGGGAGGCAUGACAUGCAUGGUGACGACUCGCCACUGCAAGUGCUUUCGACGCCAUUCCCUGGGGCUGCCGGCUCUUUCAAGACAUCUCUUGUUGCCAAACACGGCCUGGACGGCGUGACGUUUACGCUGAAGGACGCAGCCAACCCGGAGGACCCACCCAUAUGGGAGCACACCUCAACUUACUCCGCGCUCUCUUUCGUCCUCGCAUCCAAGAGAGACACCCGCUUCGUCCACCACGUCUCUUCCAAGGCUGUUUUUGCGUUUGAGAGUGGUGCGCAGGACCUCGGUGGGAACGUCUACAUCUACCGCGGGGCUGGCCCGAAGGAGAACUGGGCGAAACAAGCAAUUCUUAAGAUCGGUGGCGGUCUCGCAGGCUCGCUCCUAGGCGUGGGGUUGAUGAAGGUGCAAGGCAGAAUCGUCAUCUUGGCGCUAUGCGAGGGGGAGCUGGUCGUACUCUAUGGUAUAUUGUAA